AAAAGGAAAUAAAAGUAACCAGAAAUUAUUCUGUUGGCUUUACCAACUCUCAGAAGUCAGAAGUUCAAUUAAUUCCGAUGCAUGCGGCCAUGGCGGUUACAUCUCCCUCCGCUCCCUAUGCUUACAACUGUAGGCUCCACCAAACCCUAGAGGCCUCCUGCUCUUCUUCCGCCUCCGCCUCCGCCUCCGCCCCCACCCUCUCCCUCUCCCGAUGCACUCUUUCACCUAAGGUCUCGAGCUUCUUCGGCGCUCGGAUUUCGGUUUCCGGUGGACUCGAUCAGGCGCUUCCAUCCUCAUCACAUCAGCUGCGGCGUAGCUCGCACUCAAAUCCUCGGCCAGGAAUAAAGGCUGUUGCAACUCCUGAUUCAGCUGUGGAAUUGCCGCUCACAGCAGAAAAUGUUGAGAGCGUGUUGGAUGAGAUCCGACCCUAUCUUAUUGCUGAUGGGGGCAAUGUUGCAUUGCAUGAAAUUGAUGGAAAUGUCGUCAAACUAAAAUUACAAGGAGCAUGUGGAUCGUGUCCUAGUUCCGUAGUGACAAUGAAAAUGGGCAUUGAGCGUCGUCUUAUGGAAAAGAUCCCUGAAGUUAUUGCAGUGGAAUCAAUACCAGAUGAAGAAACAGGGCUAGAGCUGAAUGAAGAGAACAUAGAGAAGGUGCUUGAAGAAAUAAGACCUUAUCUCAUUGGAGCUGCUGGUGGGGAUUUGGAACUAGUAGAAAUUGAGGAGCCAAUAGUUAAGGUGCGAAUAUCGGGUCCUGCAGCUGGUGUAAUGACUGUUCGAGUUGCUGUGACCCAGAAACUUAGAGAAAAGAUUCCAUCCAUUGCAGCGGUUCAGCUUCUGUCAUAGAUGCAUCUCAAAUAUCAAUCUUGCAAUGAGUGAUACUUAAUUAUGCAAAAUGAUUCUAGGGCAGAUUACGAAGCUGCAGGAGGUGCGUGUGUCAACAGAUAUGCUGAUUACAUGUACAUUGUAGCAUUAAGAAACAUGUGCUCUAUUAUAUUAUGCGCGGCAAUCUUAUCACUUGUUCCUCUAACACAGUAUGUUAUAAAUAAAAUAGAAUUCUUUUUGUCA
Molecule: messenger RNA, 1064 nt
Organism: Salvia hispanica
Lineage: Eukaryota; Viridiplantae; Streptophyta; Magnoliopsida; Lamiales; Lamiaceae
Product: nifU-like protein 2, chloroplastic
Biological process (GO): iron-sulfur cluster assembly
Cellular component (GO): chloroplast stroma; mitochondrion
Molecular function (GO): iron ion binding; iron-sulfur cluster binding
Source: RefSeq, a predicted model, not a curated record